UUGCUACAGAUAACCAAUCGUGCACCAGUCGGGGCUAACCACUGGCGAUGACCGUGAGCGCUGCCGCUGAGCUGGAGGAGAAUGACGAGGCGAUACUGUCGAAGCAAGUGGCCCCGCACGACAAAAGGUUGCUCGACAAAAGCAAGGGAACCGGCGGAUAGCGAGAUAGUAAGCGGCCCGUUUCAAUCCCCCACGACGGCCCGUGGAUAUCCGGGGCCUGCUACGAGUGUAUUGGUAUUUUGGUAAAACGGUCAAAAGGCAUGGGCGAUCCCAGCUGGAUGGACAGUUGACGGUGCU
Molecule: messenger RNA, 297 nt
Organism: Colletotrichum navitas
Lineage: Eukaryota; Fungi; Ascomycota; Sordariomycetes; Glomerellales; Glomerellaceae
Exons: 1
Coding region: 82-246 (54 amino acids)
Source: RefSeq, a predicted model, not a curated record